AUGUCGGGGGCGCGGAAGAAACGUUAUGGGACGAGCGGAACGUCUUGGGCGUCGUCGCUGCAAAAAGUUCGUCGUAGAAAACGACUCUUGCUCGUCGUGCAAUUCGCGAUUAGUCGAGCAACAUCGAUUUGUCUCUCGAUUCGUCGAACGUCGAGGCGUUACAGCAGUUUAACGGGUUCUAUAUCUCUGAUUUCAGGUAGCAGCGAGGAGUCGAGGGCCGGUGGCGGUGAUCCCGGGAAGCUGGGAGUGAAGAAAUCGAGACUGAAGGCCUGCUCGCCGAACAGGCAGGGACCACAGCAGUGUCAGGUCUGCGGGAAGGUGUUCAACAACGCAUCGGCGCUUACGAAGCACAAGCUGACGCACAGCGACGAGAGGAAGUACGUGUGCACGAUGUGCGGCAAGGCGUUCAAACGGCAGGACCACUUGAACGGACACAUGCUGACGCAUCGAAAUAAAAAGCCGUACGAGUGCAAGGCCGAGGGGUGCGGCAAGUCUUACUGCGACGCGAGGAGCCUGAGGAGGCACACAGAGAAUCAUCAUGCCGGUAGCAAAAUCAACGAGAGCAUCAGUCCCAGCAGUCCCACGACCGGGCCUCACACGCCUAACACUCCUGGAAGCAAUCCCAGCACACCAAGCACGCCCGGUGCAACUUCCACGACGAAUGGUCACGGGCACGCGGCCUUGAAGCAACUUCUCGCCACUGAACCCGCGCAAACGCAACAGCAAAAGAAUGCCACAUCUCCCGGCGCCAGCAACGAUGGCCUCACAAAACAGCAACUGGAGCUCAUCCAGCAGCUCAUGCAGCAACAACAGCAACAACAAACAACCACACAGCAGCAGCAGCAGCAACAGCAGCAACAGCAACGGACUACUUCGCCAGCGGUGAUACAAAAGGCACCAAAACCGUCCAUCAAAUCCACUGCGUCACCCGGCAAUAUUUCCAACAACUCCGCGAGUGGAAACACGACCAGUAAUGCGAGAUCGAGUCCAAAACCGAAGAUGUGGAGUCACUCGCAGAGCCCUUCUUCCGCAUUAGGCAGCGGAAGUAUUACCAGGCGCACCCAAGAUCCCGUGUACACGGCUCGUUGGAAUUCGCCGCGGUAAUCUUUUGUGCGGCGAAUACAUCACAAAUCGCAUUACGUAUCGCAGCCAGAGUGGAUACCACUCUGGUACUCUGGUAAUCCAGCCGACGAGGACUCGUCGAAUAUUAUACGGAAACGCGAAACAGCGGUAUAUCGCGCGCGUGACCCUUUGUGCGGGAUCUCGUUCAUUUUCUAGUUGAGAAGCACAGUCGGAUGAAACGAUAGACAGACGCGAUAUCCUUCUGAAAGCCGCCCCAUACAUCCGUGAUUUAUUACAAAUUAAAAAGGUUUAAAAUAAUUCUAGCAUGAAAAAAAAAA
Messenger RNA from Pogonomyrmex barbatus (red harvester ant), 1400 nucleotides. RefSeq lists its product as uncharacterized. The record is from RefSeq and is a predicted model, not a curated record. Gene Ontology annotation, molecular function: transcription corepressor activity. Lineage: Eukaryota; Metazoa; Arthropoda; Insecta; Hymenoptera; Formicidae. Gene Ontology annotation, biological process: negative regulation of DNA-templated transcription; regulation of transcription by RNA polymerase II. Gene Ontology annotation, cellular component: histone deacetylase complex; transcription regulator complex.